AUGACUGAAGACGCAUACGACAACACCACAGCACUCCCACGCACUGUCAGCGGGAGUUCAAUUGACCACGUGAUGGAUCAGCACCUGAUCCCUUGGGCGCUGUACGACUUGUACGGAGCUCGAGCUCCGGACUAUCUUGAGACGAUGCAGAAUUACUUUCGGCGUUUCCGUGGAUUGCGUGGGUAG
Messenger RNA from Peronospora matthiolae, 186 nucleotides. The record is from the annotation of a GenBank genome assembly. NCBI's taxonomy places the organism in Eukaryota, Oomycota, Peronosporomycetes, Peronosporales, Peronosporaceae.